Molecule: messenger RNA, 659 nt
Organism: Phacochoerus africanus (Common warthog)
Lineage: Eukaryota; Metazoa; Chordata; Mammalia; Artiodactyla; Suidae
Product: glutathione S-transferase Mu 1-like
Exons: 1
Coding region: 1-657 (218 amino acids)
Biological process (GO): glutathione metabolic process
Molecular function (GO): glutathione transferase activity
Source: RefSeq, a predicted model, not a curated record
AUGGCCAUUACCCUGGGUUACUGGGACAUCCGCGGGCUGGCUCACGCCAUCCGCCUGCUCCUGGAAUACACAGGUUCAAAUUAUGAGGAGAGGAAAUACAUGAUGGGAGAUCCUCCUGACUAUGACAGAAGCCAGUGGUUGAAUGAAAAAUCCAAGCUGGGCCUGGACUUCCCCAAUUUGCCCUACUUAAUUGAUGGGCCUCACAAGCUCACCCAGAGCAGUGCCAUCCUUCGCUACAUUGCUCGCAAGCACAACAUGUGUGGGGAGACAGAGAAGGAGAAGAUUCAAGUGGACAUUCUGGAGAGCCAGGUUAUGGAUGUACGCUUACACAUGGCCAGGGUCUGCUACAGCUCUGACUUUGAGAAACUGAAGCCUGGUUAUGUGGAUGAGAUCCCUGAGAAGAUGAGGCUCUUCUCAGAGUUUUUGGGGAAGGAGCCUUGGUUUGCAGGACACACGCUCACCUAUGUAGAUUUCCUGGCUUACGACAUCUUUGAUCUACAUCGCAUAUUUGAGCCCAAGUGCCUGGAUGAAUUCCCAAACCUGAAAGAUUUCAUCACCCGCUUUGAGGGGCUUAAGAAGAUCUCUGCUUACAUGAAGUCUAGUCGCUUCCUCCCACGCCCUUUGUUUCUAAAGAUUGCCAUGUGGGGUAACAAGUAGUG